CGGCACCGGUUUGCCAGUCGGAAUCGAGCCACGGCACAUGUCGCUCCGUAUUUGGCCCAUCCACUUCGCCAAAUACGAAAUGUUUGGGUGUAGCGUCUUCACGUCCUCGCAUCCGGUCGGUUUUCACCACCAGCAUGAAUCGCGUGCAAUCGCGUAGUUGGCUGACCGAUUCGUAUGCCGAUCGCGUUUGCCUGUGUACAUAACGUGUGCUGUCAUUCACGCGUCAAAAGCAUGACUAUCAUGCAAUCCUGUUGCUGUUGGCGCUCAGUGAGGAGGGGUAGUUUCGCAUGUGCCAUUUAUACAGGGAUAUACUUCGCCGUAUUGGCGUUAACCACGGGUAAAGUGCUCCAGGGGGAGAGUGAGUAUCUCCGCGGGAAUCGUUCCUUGCCAGAAUCUACCAGCUUCCUCGAGCCGGAAACCAUAUCCCCAACUACAGUAUGGUUUAACGUGACGCUGCUUAUAUGCUCGUCCAGCGGUCUGAUUUGCAGCGUCCUGCUUCUCUAUGGCCUCUGCAAGGAUCAACGCGUCUUCCUCAUACCCUGGAUCGUCGCUGUCAUCGCGACGUGUAUCGUCGACGUCGCUCACUCCUUGUACCUAUUCGUCGCUGCUUCAAAUUUCGACCCGACGAAAGUGAUGCUGUACACGCUGAACUUCUUCCUUCUUUGUCUAAACAUAUAUUCAGUGUUGUGCGUGAUCUCCCAGUAUCAAGAGUAUAUGGCCGGUCGGGGAACCGCCGCGGACGACGACGAGUACAGGGUCAGUAUUCUGAGAGUCUCUCAACGGAUACAGGAACGGAAUAAAGGACAAAAAGUUCCAGCAGUGAGAUACGAUACGCAACCGCCGACGACGACUGCUACGUCUUACCUAAGUUCCCGGAGAGCGGCGACUAACAACGAGACCAAAGUGACGGGGACGCCAACGCAGAGUCCUACGGGACAAAACACCCUCUCCUCAGACAGGAGUCCUAUCGCGGGACGAACUUCAAAAAAGCAUGUCCAAUUCCCGGACAUAGUGUCCGAGAACGAAACGGGAAACUUCGAAGCCCGGAUCACGGUGCUGGUACCAAAGUUGGAGCUGGAUAAUGAACAGACGACAUCGUUGUCUCUGUUGAAACUCGAAGAGGCCACAGCGAUCGAUCAGAUUCUUCAGUCUCAGGAACACACCUGAAAUUCGUAUGCGAACGCCGACGGCGAGAUCUGAUUCUCGCUUCUGGUUGCGAAUUUCCCUUACCCCCGGUGCGAUCCACGACACUACUGAAUAAUCUAUCCUCGUGGGAGACACGUCCAUGUACAAUGUUGAUUCAUGGGGCAUCAACGGUUGAAAGUCGUCGCGUCUCUCAUAAAGCGAUGACCGGUUCGAUCGAUUGGCGACUUUUCUCCGCGAAUUGGUUCCCAUUAAUAGAAUCUGCUGCGUCGGCCACUCGGCGAUUGUUCGAUCUACUAGUAACGCGUUUACCGAACACUUAAGAACACUAUCAUCGGCUUGAGUAAAACCAAA
Messenger RNA from Ceratina calcarata, 1497 nucleotides. RefSeq lists its product as uncharacterized. The coding region runs from base 175 to 1167 and encodes 330 amino acids. The record is from RefSeq and is a predicted model, not a curated record. NCBI's taxonomy places the organism in Eukaryota, Metazoa, Arthropoda, Insecta, Hymenoptera, Apidae. The transcript is spliced from 8 exons.